UCACCACUGCCACCACUACCGCCCCCGCUGGCACCACUUCUCUCCUCCGUCAGCUGGAUCGCGGCGGUGAAGAUCCCGCUUCCAAGGCGCAUCGUAUUGGCCUCUCCUCGUAAAACCCUAGCCUCAGUCUCCCACCUUUCUUCCCCAAUGGAAGUCGAAGUGAAGCUGCGCCUCGCAGACGCCACCGCCCACCGCCGUGUCACCAGCUUGCUCUCCCCCUUCCACGUCGUCACCCACCGCCAGAAAAACCUCUUCUUUGACGGCGCUGCGUCCGAGCUCUCCGAGCGCCGCGCCGUGCUGCGCUUGCGCUUCUACGGUGACGACGAGCGGUGCGUCGUUUCGCUGAAGGCGCGAGCGGUGCUGGUGGACGGCGUCAGUCGCGUGGAGGAGGACGAGGAAGAUCUGGACCCGCGGGUCGGGCGCGAAUGCGUUGCAGAGCCUGGGAAGUUGGGAUCGGUGGAAUCUAGGGUUUUGCUGAGGGUGAAGGAGGAGUUUGGAACUGAAAAGGGGUUUAUAGGAUUGGGAGGGUUUGGGAACGUGAGGAAUGUGUAUGAUUGGAAGGGAUUGAAAUUGGAGGUGGAUGAAACUAAGUUUGACUCUGGGAUUCUCUAUGAGAUCGAAUGUGAGAGUGCUGAUCCCGAAGGAGCUAAACGGCUCCUUGAGGAGUUCUUGAAGGAGAAUGAAAUUGAUUAUUCUUACUCUACAGCCUCCAAAUUUGCCAUCUUUCGAUCUGGAAAACUGCCUUAGUCAGUGAAAUUUGCCUGAGUGAGUGAAAUUUGUGUACUUUUGAGUUUAUGCUCCUGCUGUUAAGUGUCUAAGAAUAAAACAAACUCAUGUCAUAUGAGCUGCUACUAUUAUUAAUUUGAAUCUGCCUAGUUUUUUCGUUU
This is a messenger RNA of Vigna umbellata (rice bean), 887 nucleotides long. RefSeq names its product adenylate cyclase. The record is from RefSeq and is a predicted model, not a curated record. Lineage: Eukaryota; Viridiplantae; Streptophyta; Magnoliopsida; Fabales; Fabaceae.